AUUAAUUUCGCACGGACCACAACAUUGACGUGGAAAGAGUCUGUGUACAUAAUGGCUGACGUGAAGGUAGACUUGCCGGCCGCCGAUGCCACUUCGGCCCUACAAAAUACCACCGUCACUUCCCAGCCUAACAACCCGUUGUCGAGGAAGCUGAAUAAAAUUUUAGAGACGCGGCUUGACAAUGACAAGGAGAUGUUGGAGGCUCUCACGGCUCUCUCCGUGUUCUUCACCGAAAACAGCCUGCGCACCCGGAGGAACCUGCGGGGGGACAUCGAGCGACGAAGCCUGGCCAUCAAUGAGGACUUUGCAAGGAUAUUUAAAGAUGUAAAGGAGGAGCUUGAGAAUGUCCAUGAGGACGUUCAGGCCAUGAGUACGUGCUGUGCAGAAAUGACUAUCAGGUUAAAGGCCGCCAAGGAGCAGACUCAGGACUUGAUUGUGAAAACUAACAAGCUUCAAGGAGAAAACCAUCGUCUGGAGGUGAGAGCCCAGGUGGCUCGGGCCUUCCUUGCCAAAUUCCAGCUGUCCAAUGAGGAGAUGAGCACCCUGCGAGGGUCCAGGGAUGCACCCAUCACCGAGGCCUUCUUUAAAGCGCUCAGCCGAGUGAAGCGCAUCCACGAGGAUGUGAAAGUACUCCUGCGAACCAACCAGCAGACUGCAGGGUUGGAGAUCAUGGAGCAGAUGGCCAUCUUGCAGGAGGCGGCGUACGAACAACUCUACCGCUGGGCUCAAAACGAGUGUCGGGCUCUGACCCAGGAGACGUGCGAUAUCAGCCCCGUAUUGACUCAAGCCAUGGAGGCCCUGCAGGACCGCCCUGUCCUUUACAAGUACACCCUGGAUGAGUUCGGGACUGCGCGCAGGAACGCGGUAGUGCGAGGCUUCAUUGACGCCCUGGCGCGCGGCGGGCCAGGCGGAACCCCCCGCCCUAUUGAGAUGCACUCCCACGACCCUUUGAGAUACGUGGGAGACAUGUUGGCCUGGCUGCACCAAGCCACCGCCUCUGAGAAGGAACAUCUGGAAGCUCUGCUCAAACAAGUGGCCCUGCAGGGUGUGGAGGAGAACAUGCAGGAGGUGGUUGGACACAUCACAGAAGGAGUGUGUCGGCCUCUGAAAGUGCGCAUAGAGCAGGUGAUUGUGGCAGAGCCGGGAGCAGUGCUGCUCUACAAGUUGUCCAACCUGCUGAAGUUCUACCAUCACACCAUCAGCUCCAUUGUGGGGACCAGCGUGGGCUCUUUGCUCAUGACCAUGGAGGAGAUGCACAUCCUCAGCAAAAAGAUGUUCUUCAACAGCCUGAGCCUUCAUGCAAGUAGACUCAUGGACAAGGUAGAGCUCCCGCCUCCUGACCUGGGACCCACGUCUUCCCUCACCCUGACGCUGUCCCUCCUCAGGGAGGUUCUGGCCUCUCAUGACUCCUCCGUGGUUCCCGUGGGAGCGCGGCAGGCGGACUUUGCCCAGGUUCUCUCAUGCAUUCUGGACCCCCUCCUGCAGCUGUGCACCGUCUCCGCAAGUAACCUGGGCACGGCCGACAUGGCCACCUACAUGGUCAACUCGCUGUAUGUCAUGAAGACCACGUUGGCUCUCUUUGAGUUCACCGACAAGAGGCUGGAGAUGCUGGAGUUCCAGAUCGAGGCUCACCUUGACACGCUGAUCAACGAGCAGGCGUCCUACGUCCUGACCAGAGCGGGCCUCAGCUACAUCUACAACUGUGUCCAGCAGCACAGCGCUGAACAGGGACCUCUCUGCCUCCUGCCCAGCAUGGAUGUCUCCUCAGUUAAAGCAGCCAUGGUGCAGUUUGACCGUUACCUGUCGUCGGCUGACAGCCUGGUGAUGCCGCAGCUCAACUUCCUGCUCAGCGCCGCCAUCAAGGACCAAAUCUUCUCCCAGGCCACGGAGCUGGUGUGCCGGGCCUACGGGGAGGUCCACUCGGCGCUGAGCAGCCCGGCCAACGCCUACAAGGACCCCGAGCACCUGAUGCCCAGAUCUCCCCAGCAGGUCCGAGCCCUGCUUUCGUGAGAGCGAGGUUAUUUCGGGGCCGUUGUCAUGUGGAAGAACAACACAGACGUGGACUAACUAGGCGGGGUUUCUGUGGGCACGUGAGUCACCCCCGACACAGAGCGGUCUGUCUGAGGAGGCUGGGGAAUAUUGUUAUGGCGGUAAAAACCUCUUCUAUCGCUGACAUGAAACAGAUGUUAGUGCCGAAAUAAAAAAGGGAAUUUUUUUUGGCGGGGUCA
Molecule: messenger RNA, 2228 nt
Organism: Nerophis ophidion (straightnose pipefish)
Lineage: Eukaryota; Metazoa; Chordata; Actinopteri; Syngnathiformes; Syngnathidae
Gene: cog6
Product: component of oligomeric golgi complex 6
Exons: 19
Coding region: 52-2010 (652 amino acids)
Biological process (GO): intra-Golgi vesicle-mediated transport
Cellular component (GO): COG complex
Source: RefSeq, a predicted model, not a curated record